Messenger RNA from Arabis nemorensis, 423 nucleotides. The record is from the annotation of a GenBank genome assembly. Lineage: Eukaryota; Viridiplantae; Streptophyta; Magnoliopsida; Brassicales; Brassicaceae.
AUGGAGAUGAACAGAAGGAGAACAAGGGGGUUCAAGAUAGCUAAGCUCAUGCCCUUUUGCAAAGCUGGGAAGCCUCCAACUCCUUCCCAUGACCUUUAUAAUAAUGUUUACUACACUUCCUCCACCACCACUUCCUACGCUCCUCAACCUGAUUCCAAUAACUACGUAACUUCCACUAAUACUCCUCUCCCUCCUAAAGUGUCCUUCCUCCUUCAAUCAUCCGUGGCUCCUAAGGGUAAGGAUAUGGAGAAGAAGCUGAGCAUGAUGGCGGAGAAGCUGAGCGGUAGGGGGAUCAAUGGUGUGGACGAGAGCGUUGACGCUAGAGCCGCUUCUUAUAUCUCUUCGGUUCGAGAGAGGUUUAAGCUAGACCAUUGUGAGAGAGUGACGACUGUUAUUAGCUUAGAUGAAGAUGUUGACCAAUAA